AUGGGCAGCACUCCGUAUCCAGGUGGCGAGUGGAAAGGGAAGAGCAAGGGGGGUCUUCAGGAGCUGGGUUGCAUGCCCUGGAAGGUCAGCAAGCAAAAAUGUGGAAGUGGGCCGGUGAGAGCGGAAGAACCGCAGCAGGAUAUUCCCACCUUCUCGUGCAUGCUCAUGACGCCGCAGCUUCCGCGAGCCUCGGCGGGCGGUGCGACGAUCUACCAUGAAAAGCAGCGUCGGGAGUUGUGCGCGCUUCACGCGCUCAAUAACGUCUUCCAAGAUGGGGCAGCCUUCAGCAGGGACACUUUGCAGGAGAUCUACCAGAGGCUUUCCCCCAGCACUCUGGUGACGCCUCACAAGAAGAGUAUGCUGGGAAACGGGAACUACGACGUCAAUGUCAUCAUGGCCGCCUUGCAGACGCGAGGAUUUGAGGCAGUUUGGUGGGAUAAAAGGAGGGACGUCGGCAGCAUAGAGCUGUCCAACGUGACCGGCUUCAUUCUCAACGUUCCGUCCAAUUUGCGCUGGGGACCUCUGCAGCUGCCGCUCAAACGCCAACACUGGAUCGGGGUGCGAGAGGUGGCGGGGGUCUACUACAACCUGGACUCCAAGCUACGUGGCCCUCAAACCAUCGGCAGUCCAGAUCAGCUCAGGAACUUCCUCCGCCAGCAGCUGCGAGGGAAGAACUGUGAACUUCUGUUGGUGGUGUCGGAGGAAGUGGCGGCGCAACAUACGUGGCGCUCCGACAGCUGA
This is a messenger RNA of Nerophis lumbriciformis (worm pipefish), 741 nucleotides long. The record is from RefSeq and is a predicted model, not a curated record. Lineage: Eukaryota; Metazoa; Chordata; Actinopteri; Syngnathiformes; Syngnathidae.